Saccharomyces eubayanus is the source of this 1482-nucleotide messenger RNA. It is a transcript of the gene ARH1, whose product is annotated as NADPH-adrenodoxin reductase. The transcript has a single exon. The record is from RefSeq and is a predicted model, not a curated record. Gene Ontology annotation, cellular component: mitochondrion. NCBI's taxonomy places the organism in Eukaryota, Fungi, Ascomycota, Saccharomycetes, Saccharomycetales, Saccharomycetaceae. Gene Ontology annotation, biological process: ubiquinone biosynthetic process. Bases 1 to 1482 code for a protein of 493 amino acids.
AUGAAAUCAGCCCAAAUAAGGUACCUUUCUUCGCAGAUAAACCGCAAGACUGUAUCCAUUAUCGGAUCGGGUCCUUCUGGCUUUUACACGGCAUAUCAUUUACUUAAAAAGUCGCCAAUUCCGCUGGAUGUUACAAUCUGGGAAAAACUGCCUGUUCCUUUUGGGUUAAGUAGAUAUGGUGUAGCACCUGAUCAUCCAGAGGUCAAAAAUUGUGAAGAGACAUUUACAACAUGCGCAGAAGAGUAUUCUAUACCCACUAACAAAAAGCAUAAGCUUUCCUUUGUUGGUGGUGUGACCGUUGGGAAAGAAGUAACAUUAGAAACCUUGUUAAAUAAUCAAGAUGCUGUUGUUUUAAGUUAUGGUUGUACAGGUGAUAAGAAGCUAAAUAUCCCAGGUGAACAGGGGACAAAGGGGGUCUUCAGUAGCAGAGAAUUUGUUAAUUGGUAUAACGGUCAUCCUGACUUCGCAAAAGACAAGAGGUUUACCGAUUUUGAUUGGAGUAGAGUCUCGAAAGUUGGAAUUAUAGGAAACGGUAAUGUUGCCCUUGAUAUCACGCGUGUGCUGAUCAGUAAUAAGAUUGACGAAAUAUGGCAAAAUACGGAUAUAUCACCUAUUGCAUUAAAUUUGGUAAAAAAGGCACCUGUAAAGAACAUUAAACUAAUUGCAAGAAGAGAUUUCGUGCAUUCUAGAUUUACCAAUAAAGAAUUAAGAGAAUUAUGGGAACUGGAAAGGUAUGGUGUCCGCGGUUGCAUUGAUUCUAAAUUUUUCCAAAAGGAUAUGUUCGAUUCAUUUAAAUCCGAUCGUGCGUUCAAUAGACGAGUGGAAAUGUGUAGCGAAUAUCUCAAACCGUUUGGUGAACGUUCGAAGAAAAAUUACAAGAAAGCACCUCCCCCAACUAGUGGGUGUAACAAAUUCUGGGAGCUGGAUUAUCUGAAGACUCCCUUGGAGAUAAACCAGGACGAAAGUGGUGUAAUCAAGUCGUUAACCCUGUGUAACAACCAGUUAAAGGAAGAUAACAGUUUAAAACCUUUGAAGGAUUCAAACAAUAUAUUGACGUAUGAUAUGGAUUUACUAAUCACAUCGCUAGGGUACGCUGGUGUCCCAAUGCACGAAUUUUCCAAGCUGUCUAUCCGCUUUGAUAGAGACCAUGUGGCUAAUAAACAGGGUCGUGUUUUAACCGUUGCUGGCGAAGUCUUCCCGCAUUUGUACGCGUCUGGUUGGAUUCGCAAAGGGAGCCAGGGUGUUAUUGCCUCGACGAUGCAAGACGCUUUUGAGGUCGGUGACAGAGUGAUACAAGACUUAUCUGUCAGUGGGGCGUUAUCCUCUGAGAAAUCCAUUGAUCUCUCUAACAUCAAGCAUACUACAUGGGCAGACUGGGAAAGAAUUAACAAGAAGGAGUUGACUCGGGGCCAAAAGGAACACAAGCCUCGAUCCAAGUUUCUAACACUCGAAGAACUAUGGCAUAAUGUAGAAGAAGUUUAG